Amoebophrya sp. A25 is the source of this 3955-nucleotide messenger RNA. The record is from the annotation of a GenBank genome assembly. Lineage: Eukaryota; Dinophyceae; Syndiniales; Amoebophryaceae.
CACGAAUCGGCCUCGUGCGUGAAGUCCCUGCAUUGUAUCACGCCUGUUGCAAGUAUCUAGCGAAUUACCGUUUAGCGAUGUGGCCUGGAGACGUCGCGGUUUGCUCUAGUGUCCUGGCCCAAGCGGACAGAUUCCCUUCGUGGUGGUUCUGCGGAGCCGCGCUGGCAGUUAUGAAGCACCACGCCAAACACUACUCGGCUGAGGAUAUCCAGCGCAUGCUCCAAGCCUAUGCAAAACACGGACGAGGGGAACGCAGAGAACGGAAAUAUCUUCCGACGAGAGGACUUGAUGCGAGUAAGAACUACCCUGUUAGUUGUGUCGAAGAUGAUUAUGGAGCUGCAGGUGUUGAAACCUUAUCAACAAGUGAUGCUGCUACAUCAUCGUCCUCUGGCCAAUUCUCAGGACUUGUAGAUAGAUCGGACCCAGAUAGACGCGACUUCGAUUCCGCCACCAUGAAAUCCUUAGUGAAAAAGACCAUCGGUCGUAUCCUAUACGAGAGAUACUAUAGCGGAGACCGUAAGAUGUUCCAACUGACUGCGUUGGGCCAAAGUGUGGCUUUUGACUCGUCUACAGAUCUUCUGACGCCUGCUACAGAGACGGACCAGUCCAGCACAGAGGAAUCUAGUACUUCCAUCAGGAAAGGAAUAUCUAAAGAUCCGCAGCACCAAGGUCCUCAUCGUCAAAUGUUGCAUUUUGACACUAGGCUCAGCAUUGUACCGUUGGCACGAAAAUCAGUCCGCACACUGUUAUCUUUCAACAGUGAGGCGUUUGUCAAAAAGGCAACGGCUACAACAGCCAAAUUUGGUGGAGAUGCUCUUCACAGUUACAGAAGAACAAACUCCGAUGUUGAGGAUUCAAGCACGACCUCUGGUCCUCCUGGUGGCAGACGCAGUCGUCGCCGCAUAUUACCGCAUGAGGAAGCAUCGCCGAACUCAAACUUGCGCGCACUGCUCAGCUCACAGAAGCAUUUGGAACGCAGACUGCGAAUGCUUCCGAAAAGCCUCCGAGGAAGCCGACCGUUCUCGCUACUUGCUCAUUCGUACAAGGGUGGGCCGAAAGCAACCAGAGUUAGGCGCGAACUCCAACGCGUCCAAUGGUUGGGCAAACAUAAACCACAAAUGCUGACUCAACAUCGGAUUACACGUGCGGUUCGCCUGCUGAAAACGAAAACCGGGAGAAAGAAAAACCGAAAAUCUUCUAAGUCCUCUUCAGGAGGUGGAGGUCUACUAUCUUCAGGAGGUUCGGAUAAUCCAGCAGUUGAGAAUCGUAAAGCCUUGAGAGAAAUGGUCACGACUUUGGCUAAGCAAGUCGAACGCAUAAUUGUACAAGUGCAACAGGAGGACGACAGAGCAACAGAUAAUUCAUGCUCAUCACAGUUACGGGACCAAGUCCAAAGGCUGCCAAUAUUUCCAUACUUGUUAGCUCUUACUCGACUCGGAUGGCGUGAAGAAAGCACGUAUGUGGCGCUUUUUCGGCAACUGGAACCUCACAUUUGGAAAGAAAAUGCUGAUGAUGUUGAUGGAACGAGUGAACAAGCUGAAAGUGCAAGACAACUCACUAGUAGAAGUUGCAACUACUCUUCGGCAACGCAGCGCGUGUUUGUGCACUUUUUGCACGUCUUAGUUGCAGCGAAGUUGCGAAAGGUCGAUACUGCGAGGGAAGUGGAGGAAAGCUUGGCCAAAAAAGCGGCGCUUCUAGGUGGUCGGUACUAUCAUGAUUACCUGCUCCACGAUGGUCUAGGUGUCAACACAGUAACUACGGAGGACCAAGCGCUAAAGAACACAGACCUAUUGGUUGCUCUAUGCGCUACCAUGAAUUUAGAAAGGCUCAUGGGCUAUCGCACGACCAGCGACUCGUCGAUGGAUGCUUUUUAUCGGGAGUUGCGUGAAAAAGUAGUUUCGGUCUUCCAAAGGCAACACGUUGAACAAAAAGCCUCCGCGACUUCUAGUGCAACGACAAGGACGUCGAGAACGACACUGAGGCACCUAAAGAGUCUUUUUUUCUUAGCGCCAGGUGCAUUAGGCACAGCUUUCCUACCGAUGCGCGAUCGAGCCAGCAUGCUAAGUGCAAUAAGUCGACAAGGAAGCCUGCUGGAACCACACGACCUCUUGGAUAUACUGGCGGUAGCGGUGAUGGAAUAUUUAGUACCUCCUUCAAAUUCUACUUUAAGGUCAACAUUUAGUGUCCAUCUUUCUCGGCAUCUCGUUCUCGGUACAACCGUUCUCCCUUGUUGUAUUCUCAUGAAAUAUACAAGGUAUUAAAAGGAGGGGCCAAAAAGACUACUUCUCAUGAAUAUUACAAGGUUGUACUUCUGCUCUAACUACUUUCGAUAAUAGCUAUUCAUGGAGCCUGGCGAAUGACGUGAGCCUUUUGCGGCUACUGCGAGCAACGGAUUUGGUACUCUCUGACUAUAGUGUUGACAACUUACUGCGUCUGGCUGCAAUCUAUAGACAUUUGCAGAAGCGCGACGAAGGUUCUGGUCAAACUUUUGGGAUACAUCCUGAACCUGAGCAAACUACAUCAAAAACCAUAAGUAGAUCGAUGGGUGAAGAAGAGGAAGAGGAGAGCAAGGCCCUGCUUAUCAAGGAUGUGAAGGGGAACACCAUCGACAAUUUAUUCCUACCUAAAUUCGAGAAGCACCUGACAUCCACCUUGCGCCAAAAGCUGGAACGUACGAAAAAAAUAGGUCGUUUUUACAUCGACGUCCUAAAUGACCUGGGUAUUUGGCAGCGUCUGCCAGCGAAAGUACAGUGGCGACUCUGUGGGGCUUCGUCUGCUGGAAAUUUGACGUGGAAGAAAAUUUUUCCCGCAACACCUCAGACCGAUCAAGUUCAAGAAAGUGUUGAUUCUUCAUCGACGAACAAACACGAUCAACGGGAGGUACUAGACGACAGACGUCAUAAUACAGCAACAUCAAGAGCAGGCCAUCCUCCAAACACUUCUCGUGGUGCCGACCCUUGGAUGGCUAAGAUGAUUCGUACAAAUUUAAAGCCUCAACUCAGACCCACAGAGCGGCAGAUCGACAAGCAAUUCGACAAGGGGAAACAGAAACUGCGCAAACUAGGCGAGGACGAUCACUGCUUUUUGAACAUGAAAAAGCAACGACAAAGGGCUAAGGUUAUCCAGUCGCUUGUGGUAGCAAAGAAAAGGUUAUGGUUAGCGCUCCUCUGGAGGUACUAGAUUACUGGUUGGCCUCGCAAGUAGACGAUAAUAGCUACACAAGAGGUGCCAUGACAUGACAUGACAAAAGUCGCUGUUUUUGAUUUCCUCUAUUCUUGCAUGCAGCUUCACGAUAUUGUUCAAAGGAGAUCAUCUGAUGAUUGUGCUCCUUUGUUAUGCUCCUCUUUGUUAAUGCUCCUUAUAGGACUUUGUCCUCCUGCUUUUUCCAAUGCCAUUAUAGAAUUAUGCGAGCAUAAUCUCUAUCUCCCCUUCCCUUUCCCAUUCCCACCCCUUCAUUUCCACGCCACGGAUUGCUCUCCGACGACGACCCUGUGGGCGCAGGUAGUAUGGAGCGUGAAGGCGGAGUUUGGAUGGAUCCAGUAAGACGCGAAUGGCGUCAUAGAUGGCGGAAAGAGUUCCAGAGGGAAGGCGCUAGCGAAGAAGCGAGGCUUGGCCGAACGGCUAUGCAGGAUGUCGUACAGAGAAUGAGGAACUUUGCAGGGUAAAAAGAACAGGGAAACUUCAGAUGUCGUACAGACAAUGAGGAACUCUGCUCGGUAAAAACAACAGGAAAACUUGUUCGGCUAGAAUUAAUGAAUUAUAAGUUGUUGUCACUUGCACUUGGAUGCAUAGCAAAAACAUUUUGAUUUCGGUAGUUCUUUCGCAACGCGUGUAUGAUGUUGAUGACAACUACACUGAAUGAUGAUGGACGAUUUUUAUCGCGCUUUUGCUGCUGCUCCUACGCCUAUGUGAUGGCACAAAGAACUCAAACGGCCAUGCAUUAGCUCACGCGGAC